AUGUCUUCGUCGUCGCCCAUAUCGUCUUCGUCGCCAUCGCCGUCGCCGUACUACCAUCAUCAACAGCAGCAGCAGCAACAGCAACAGCAGCAUCAACAGCAACAACAGCAAUAUAACAACCACCAUCAGCAGCAGCUCCAACACCACCUGCAGCAACAACACCUGCACGCGGGAGGCUCGUCGGCGGCAGCCAACGCGGCCGUCAACAGCAUUUUGCUAUCGCCGUCGGCAGGUGCCGGCGUGACGUCGGUCGGACUGUCGCCAUCUCAGGGCGUCGGCGGUGGUGUCGUUGGAGACAUGCAGCAGCAGCAGCAACAGGCCUCGACGGUGGCGAGUGCGGUAGCGGCCACGACCACUUCGCUGUUGCAACAGUGCUGUUCGCCGCCACCAUCGUCGGGAUCGUCGUCCAGCGUUGUGUUGAGAAAAGCUCAAAUCGAGAUCAUACCGUGCAAGGUAUGCGGUGACAAGUCCAGCGGCGUCCACUACGGAGUGAUCACGUGCGAGGGCUGCAAAGGAUUCUUCCGGCGGUCGCAGUCGUCAGUGGUCAACUAUCAGUGCCCGCGCAACAAGAAUUGCGUGGUGGACCGCGUAAAUAGAAACCGGUGCCAGUACUGCCGGCUCCAGAAAUGCCUUAGGCUGGGCAUGUCCCGUGACGCGGUCAAGUUCGGGCGCAUGAGCAAGAAGCAGCGAGAAAAGGUCGAAGACGAAGUGCGCUUCCACAGGGCACAGAUGCGUUCGACAGCAGCUGCCGCAGCUGCGGCCGCUGCUGCAGCGGUGGCCGCAGCAGGCCACAGCCAUCGACUUGCUGUUCGACCACGACCGGCGUUGGCAGCGGUGGUGGUACCGCGGCCGUAG
Macrosiphum euphorbiae (potato aphid) is the source of this 855-nucleotide messenger RNA. The record is from the annotation of a GenBank genome assembly. NCBI's taxonomy places the organism in Eukaryota, Metazoa, Arthropoda, Insecta, Hemiptera, Aphididae.